GGCCACUUUCCAAUUCAGCGCCACCUGGCGGAUCAUAAUCCAAGAUGGCGGCGUAUGGUGUGUCCGUGUCACAGCACAUGUUUUUAGUGUUUUAUCAGCGCUACGCGUCAAAUUAGACUUUUUCCAGAAAAUCUUCGUGCUUAAAUGCGUAUAUAGGUACCAACAACAAGUAACCAUGUCUCGAAAAAGAAAUCAUGAGGAGAUGAACCAGUCUGCAUCUACUGACCGUACACUGCACUGUGUUUGCAAGACCCCAGAAGAUCCAGAAAAAAUAAUGGUUAGAUGUGAUCUCUGUGAUGAUUGGUUCCAUCCAUCUUGUGUUAAUCUUGAUGAAGAAGAAGCUAAGAACAUUGCAAAAUGGUUUUGUCCUGGCUGCUGUGAACUAAUGAAAAUAAACCCUUUAAUUUCAAAAAAAGGACUCCUUAGUUUUCAAGGACGCGUGGCACCAACGACAGGAUGGGGUGAAGAUUUCCCUAUUGAGGACAUCGAUGAAAGUGUUCUUGACUUUGUGAAAACAAAACGCCACAGGGUUGAAGGCUGGACACUAUUCCGAGAGGGAAAAAUAACAGGUUUGAGCAGUACCACAACUGGAAACUUGAUAUAUUUCAGAGGUCAAUGCCAAGCUGCAAUGAAGCAGAAAACUUAUAACAUAUACAUGUGCCUGAAACAUGGAGGAACAAAAUUAAAGUGGGGGACAUGCUCAUGUCCAGCAGGAAUAGAUGGGCAAUGUAAGCACCUUGUAGCCACAUUGUUCUGUCUUAUUGACUUUCACCGCCAGGAUGUAAAAACAAUGCCCGAUGUGAAAACAUGCACAGACAAGUUGCAAUUGUGGCAUGUUAGAAAACCAACGUCUGAUGAGCCUCUUCUGUUCAGAGACAUCAACUUUGUCAAACAUGAUCCGUUUAAGACCGUGAAGAAGGAUUUGUGUGCAGCUGCAGCUACUCAUAACCCUGUGCCCGAGUUUGCCAGAUCUGUUACAGGUAAUGAUCUAACCAAACUUGUUAACCUGUUUGAUGCAUCAGGUUUAAACCUUCCAGUGUUGGACACCAUUCGAGAAAACAAUUUCAAACCUGUGGCAUGUAGGCAACGCUGUGAUGUAAACCUAGACGCAGAUUUGUUUGAGAUGGUUGACAAUACUAGCUUCAGUGAAAUAGAAUUGCCACAGGCACUCAAAUCAGACAUCCAGCAACAUUACCUAGUUAAUGUGAGUGUAGACACCCAAAGAGCCAAGUUCAUAGAGAAAAAUACAAGGCUACAGAGCAAGACUUCAUUCUGGUUUAAUGAGAGACAAUACCGUAUUACUGCAUCUAACUUUGGUGUUUUUUGUCGCCUGAAAAAUACAACAGACCCUGUGAAUACGUUUCAACAAAAGAAGAAGUUUUUCACGUCAAAAAGUGUCCGUCACAGUAUCAAUUAUGAAGCUCAAGCCUUGGCUUUGUAUCAAAAGGAAAAACCAUGUGCUAGUUCACCAGUUGGUCUUGUUGUAAACCCCAAACUACCCCAUCUUGGAGUGACACCUGAUAGACUAGUAAAAGUCAACAAUGAGAUUAGACUGGUGGAAAUCAAAUGUCCAUACUCUGUAUUCAAGAAGAAGACAAGUAUAUUAUCACAAAUGAAGGAGAAAAACUUUUAUUUGGAAAAAAACCCGACAACUGGUGAAAUCCAACUCAAAAAAUCCCACGACUACUUUUAUCAAGUGCAAGGACAACUGAAUUUGUGUGGAAUAGAGAAGUGUGACUUUGUAGUAUUCGUUCCUCCGGAAGACAUUGCCAUAGUAGAGAUACAUCGUGAUUCAGAGUUUUUCUGUUCUAAUAUGUUGCCUAAACUCAACAGUAUCUAUUUCAGCCAUUUGCUCCCACAUUUUGUUGAUUGUCUCCGCACAAAAGAUCAGUGAAGGUCUCGACUUGUAUUGUUUAGUACAAGAGGCACAUGCAAUACCCAUCCAGACUGACAUUUUAAAUACAAACUUUACUUUAUGUAUAUUGAAAAAUGGUGUGUAGCCAUAUAUUUUCGCAUGUUGACUAGAUUCUUUCAAUGUGUUGAUUAUCAUAAUUAUCACAUGUCUGUGCAGAUGGGUUUUACAUACAACAUGUACAAAAACAGUUUGUAUUGUAAGUGAAAACAUGAUUCUAAAGUGACUUGGGGAAAACAAAAUUUAUUCUAAUUUUUACAUAGGAUAUUUCAUACAUUAUAUUCCUUUUUUGCACUCGUGACUGACACAUAUACAUGUAAUGUUCAAUAUGAUAGUUAGUGUAGGACAUAUGCAUGUCUCGUGUUAAAAGCACAAUGUACAUAUAUAUUGAUGGUUUCAGUGUACACUAGUACAAUCUUAAACCAUGUAUGGUAGCAUAAAAUUGAAUACAAGCACAAGUCAUACAAAUUAUGUCCAUUGUCACAAUUGUACUGUACAGAAUUUUUGUUGAAAUACUGUUAUUAGUUUCAUAGUCAUUAAGACAUUGAAUUGUGAUAUUUUUUAAUUAUGACUUGUAACAUGUAAAAAUUAAAAUGAAAGUUGUUACUAUUGAAUUUUGUAUUUUUAGUCCACAUUCAAUUUCACAGUUUCUUAGUUAAAUUAUUUAUUUAUAGUCAUUACUUCUUGUAAAGAGUAAGUUUAAAAAUAUGUGAACAAUAUUCAUUUCCUGCGCUAUGCUGACAUUUCAUAUACAUGGUUCAAUAUAGUUUAUAAUUUAGACAGAUUAUUUUUAUAUUUUCAACAGUGAAAAAAGAUUAACUUAAGAAAGGAUGCAGUGAAAUCCAAGUUGUCCUAUAUCAUCACUUGUGAUAAUAUAAAAUUUCUUCAAUACAUUUUUAUAGAUCUAGACAACAACUGGAAUAUUACAAUGUAUGACUAGUGAUAAAUGUUUGAUGCAUAUAUAUGAUGAUAUGAAUAUCGGUUGGACAAUUUCUGAUAUUUCAUUUGUAGAAAUGUAUUAUUUACAAACUUUUUUGCUUGGAAUUUUUUCAUGGUAUUACUACUAUGACAGUAUUUGAAAAUGCAUUUUAUUGUCACAAAAAUUGUACAAAAUUCAACAUAAUAUUUUUGAAACUUUGAUCACCAUGGAAACAUGUUUUAUAUGUAUCAUAUUAUAAAGUGUUCAUAUAUGAAAAGAAUCUGACAUUUCAUUAAACAUGAGAGCAUUA
Pecten maximus is the source of this 3141-nucleotide messenger RNA. RefSeq lists its product as uncharacterized. Bases 176 to 1894 code for a protein of 572 amino acids. Gene Ontology annotation, molecular function: zinc ion binding. The transcript has 2 exons. NCBI's taxonomy places the organism in Eukaryota, Metazoa, Mollusca, Bivalvia, Pectinida, Pectinidae. The record is from RefSeq and is a predicted model, not a curated record.